Molecule: messenger RNA, 561 nt
Organism: Zophobas morio
Lineage: Eukaryota; Metazoa; Arthropoda; Insecta; Coleoptera; Tenebrionidae
Gene: Hsc20
Product: iron-sulfur cluster co-chaperone protein HscB
Exons: 4
Coding region: 1-561 (186 amino acids)
Biological process (GO): protein complex oligomerization; [2Fe-2S] cluster assembly
Cellular component (GO): mitochondrion
Molecular function (GO): protein-folding chaperone binding; ATPase activator activity
Source: RefSeq, a predicted model, not a curated record
AUGGACUUGCGGACGAUGAACGUGAUUUUCUAUAUUCAGACUCCACCAGACAAGGACAAUUAUUUUAAGGUCUUCGAGCUCGAUGAACACUUUGACAUUGACCAAAAACAAUUGACGCGGAAAUAUAGACAAAUGCAGAGCCAACUGCAUCCUGAUAAAUUUACAAAUAAAUCUGAAAAGGAAAAGGAUAUUUCUGAAGAAUUCUCCUCACUUGUGAAUAAAGCGUAUAAUACUCUGCAAAUGCCUCUCAAACGUGCCAUACAUUUACUUCACGUAAAAGGAGAAACUAUUGAAGAAGGCCAACGAAUAGAUGACCCAGAAUUUCUAAUGGGAAUAAUGGAAUUAAAUGAAGAAGUAGAAAACGCCGACACUGACGAGAAACUUAAAAACUUGAAAUACAAGAACGACAAUGAACUUCUGAAAAUUGCAAAAGAAAUUAAAACAUGCUUUGAUGAGAACCAAAUCACCAAAGCCAAAGAAACCAUAAUUAAAAUGAAAUAUUAUAACAGCGUUAGCCUUCACAUUAACAACUUAAUGCGUGAAAAAGGCAUUGUUGAAUAA